Molecule: messenger RNA, 1938 nt
Organism: Microstroma glucosiphilum
Lineage: Eukaryota; Fungi; Basidiomycota; Exobasidiomycetes; Microstromatales; Microstromataceae
Exons: 2
Coding region: 317-1660 (447 amino acids)
Source: RefSeq, a predicted model, not a curated record
CAAAGGCACAGUCAAGUGAUCCCCCAGAGCUUGACCUCCAGCAAUCUUAGGGCGGUCACGUUAGUCCGAGUCACAAUCACACUUGCCUUCUUCCUAUCGCCCUCACGCCAAGCAUCACAACCGGGCUGCGCACCCCCCAAGCCCGGACGCAACAGGCACAUCUUCCUACAAGACCUCCUCCUCCUCCACCACCACUCCUUCCUCAUCUCCUCCUCCUCACCUCACCUUACCAGCUCAGCCUUACAGAACACCUCUCUGAUAGCUGACAAGCCUACACUGCACUGCCCACGGCUCUGCCAACCAAUCCUGAGCUGACAUGCCAAGCUCAGCUCUGCCCAGGAGGAAGUAUGCCCUCUCUCCUGGCAGAGGAGCCCCUUCGCCAGGUCUCGAGACGCCCUUUACACCCACCGAGGAGCUCUUCUCCUGGCUACCAGACGAGCAAUGUGCAGCUUGUGGAGCUCAGGUCAAGGCUUCCCAGCUCUACUGCUCCGACGCUUGCAGACAGAAGGAGGGAGCUGAGAACCAUCGCAACCAUCAGGAUGAUCUCCUCGCCCAUGGCAGCUCCUUCCUGACUCCUGCGUCGGCACCUCCAACAGCCAAGCUGGCUCCAUCAACUCGACACUACUUUCCCAACACCACGGCAGCUGACAUCGAUAGCCUCCAACGCUUCCGAUACCCAUGCCCACCUUCGCCCAGCCUCGUUGCUCAGCGGAAGACUACCCCAGGCGAGAGGAACCUUCCGACGAACUUCUUUGGCGCACAGGGCAAUGUCUCCUACCGACCUCGCAACGUCAGUCGCACCUCCAGCAGGGGCGAAUUUCACGGGAUCAGGCCAUCACUUGCACGACGUAGUUCUGCGGAUUCGACCGACUCUUCGCUAGCCUCAUCUUCCGCCUUCCUUACCGACCCCAGCACGCCUUCGCCAGGGAUGGCCAACCGGGGCUGUGACUCUGCCUCCAGCAAUCGCUCCAAUGCUAGCAUCGACGAUGAGGAUCUCAACAGCAGCGACUUUCGUCUGCCUCCUUCGGUAUCGCCGGCCACUGCUGCCAUGCUCACUGCGAACCACCAGUCAGUGUACCACCAUCGAAGUCGUAGCGAUCGCCAAGUCUCUCCCACGCAACACCAGUAUCCUCGUCGACCCAGGACAAGCGUCGGUGAUGGCUGCGAGACGGCCAGCGCUGCUCCUAGCUCAACCAUUGCAUUUGCUCGAAGACCGGGCAGCACAAAUGUUCCCGCUCCAAUCCUCUACUCGCCCGUGCUGGCUGCCAAGAAUUCCACGGUCAAUGCUGAGGGCACGGUCACCCGAAGAUCUUACAAAAGCCGGUCUGAUUUGCGAAGGUCCUUUGAUCAGAUCAAGGCCGGCCUUUGCGGGUCUUUUGGAGGUCCGAGCGCCUCGGCAGCUUCAGUCGACACCCCUGCCCGAUCCCCACUGGACACUGGCCUGAGCAUGCGCGUUCAGAGGACGCGGUCAGACCCCUCAGCAGAGAUACAGGCUCAUGCGGAGGGCGAAGCGUCCCCUGAACAGCACGACUCAGGGGCCUCUGGAAGUUCUUCCGCUGCACGAACCAUGCGAGCAAUAAGUCCCGGCUCUUUGACCGCCUCAAAUGAAGUCUGCGGACGACCAGGCAAAUUGUUAUCACCAUGGCUGCCGCGGUACUGAUAUACGUCUCGGAUCCUUUCCUCACUAUCUCGCUCUCCAGCUGCUUCGGGACCUCGUACUUCAACACCUCGUCCUUCUCCUUCGGCCGUAAGAACAGCGCACCAUCGCAAACGGAGCAGACUGGUGCUGCAAACUCAGCACGCGCUAUUGACGCCUCGGUCAAGCUUGAUGAGCAGACGACUCGUCGUUCAAUGUUUCGACACAAGCAUACCCACAGCGCGAAAGCUGGCCUCAGCAUUCAUGAGCACUUUGGCGGAGCACGCCUGAGCGACUUGGCA